Messenger RNA from Danaus plexippus (monarch butterfly), 1955 nucleotides. RefSeq names its product lysosomal acid glucosylceramidase-like. The record is from RefSeq and is a predicted model, not a curated record. NCBI's taxonomy places the organism in Eukaryota, Metazoa, Arthropoda, Insecta, Lepidoptera, Nymphalidae. Gene Ontology annotation, biological process: glucosylceramide catabolic process. The transcript is spliced from 13 exons. Gene Ontology annotation, molecular function: glucosylceramidase activity. Bases 53 to 1669 code for a protein of 538 amino acids.
UACAUUUAAUUUUGGAUCAACGCAAAUUAGGUCGGGCGAAAAAAUAUUUAAGAUGAGAACGCUAAUCUUGCUUGGAGGCCUACUUACUGUUGGAGUUUACGCGGAUGUACCAUGCGCACCGAGAUUCCUGAACAACUCAGUGGUGUGCGUCUGUAACGCCACUUACUGUGACACCGUGACGAGGAGGGUGCCUGAAGCUGGCACCUACAUAGCUUACACUUCCUCCAAGUCAGGAUUACGAUUCAGCAUCACUCAGGGAGACAUUGAAGACGCAGAUACAUCUUAUAGCAGUGCUGAUUAUGGAAAGGUUUUCGACUUACAACCAAGCAAAGUUUAUCAAGCUAUUGAAGGAUUCGGAGGAGCAGCGACUGACGCAGCGGGAAUAAAUUGGAAGAAAAUGAAGCCGGCUAUUCAGGACACUCUAGUUAAGUCCUACUUUAGUGAAGACGGCUUAGAAUAUAAUGUAAUCAGACUCCCGAUUGGUUCUACUGAUUUCUCGACACGUUUUUAUGCUUAUAACCAAUAUCCGAAAGACGACACAGCUCUCAGCAACUUUACUUUCGCUCCAGAAGAUAUAAAGUAUAAGGUUCCUUUUGUGAAGUCCUGUUUGAGUGCUGCAAAUAAUGAAGUAAAAAUAGUGUCUGCGACGUGGUCACCACCGAAAUGGAUGAAAGUAAAGGAGCCACAAAGCGGUAUUAGUUUUAUUAAAGAGGAAUUUUACCAAGUUUACUCCGAUUACCACUGCAAAUUUGCAGAGCUGUUUGAAGAAGAGGGUAUUCAUAUUUGGGGAAUAUCCACUGGAAAUGAGCCUUUAGUGAAUAUGUUCGCUGGUGUGAGAAAAGACGAAACAGCCUGGAAUGCACCCAGUUUUGCGAAAUUCAUAAGGGAAUACUUCGGCCCGACCAUAAAAAACUGUUCAGUAAAGGACAUGAAAAUUCUAGCUAUAGAAGAUCAACGUUACGCUUUGCCCCUUUUCUUUACAAAAUUACAAUCCGAUACUGAAGCUAUGUCUUAUGUAGACGGAAUAUCCUUACAUUUUUAUGGUGACAAGAAUACUCCGGCUUCGACAAUUCCAAGAGUUCUCAAGGAAUUUCCCGACAAAUUCGUUUUAUACACGGAAGCCUGUAAUGGUCCCCAAAGUCCUAAAGAUGAGAAAGUCGUUUUGGGUUCCUGGGACAGAGCCAAGACUUAUUUUACGAACAUACUUGAGAAUCUUAAUUACAAUGUGGUUGGAUGGCUCGACUGGAAUUUGUUCUUAGACACAGAAGGUGGCCCGACUUGGACAAAAAAUUUUGUUGACUCUUCGAUAAUUGUCGAUUACGAUAAACAAGAAUUCUACAAACAACCUACAUACUAUGCAAUAGGUCAUUUUUCAAAAUUUGUUCCCAGAGGCUCUCAAAGGAUUAAGGUUAAAACCAUUUUACCUGUAACCAGCUAUGGUUUGGAUAUAAUUGACUUUACGACAGUGGAGGCAAGCUUUUUCGACAACGUAGCCUUUAUCACUCCUAAAGGCACUAUCGUCGUAAUCAUACACAACGAGGGGGCAGAACAAAACUGUGCAAUACAAUUAGGUGAUUCGCAAGCCACUGUACUCUUAGAAGCUGAAUCCAUAACUACGGUCGAGAUACCAUACGACGGUAAAUCACUCGGAACACCGUGCAGCCAAUGAUUACAAAAACUUGUUAAAUUUAAAUUAAUAAUAAAACAUUUAUGACAAUCAUAAACUCUGUGUAAUAUACGACCUUUUCCGAACAACGACAACGAUGAUACAAAUGUACGAUAAACCUAUUAUACACAAGUGACCUAUACUAUGUUCUCAAUAAUUUUAAACAUUUUACAAUCAACUUUAUAGAAUUUUCAUCUACGACUGAAGAGAAACUUCAAUUAUGUGUAGUUUCUUAAAAGAUUUAUAAGAUAUAUUCGUAGUAGCAAUAGAUGAGUACUAAUUUCACCGA